This is a messenger RNA of Siniperca chuatsi (mandarin fish), 2203 nucleotides long. RefSeq names its product LBH regulator of WNT signaling pathway, like (gene lbhl). The transcript has 4 exons. Gene Ontology annotation, cellular component: nucleus. The record is from RefSeq and is a predicted model, not a curated record. Gene Ontology annotation, biological process: positive regulation of DNA-templated transcription. Lineage: Eukaryota; Metazoa; Chordata; Actinopteri; Centrarchiformes; Sinipercidae. The coding region runs from base 798 to 1241 and encodes 147 amino acids.
CCUUGAUCCCUGGGCUAAUUCCAUGAAUCGUCCAAAUCUAAAUCCACUGAUGGAGCAACGGCAUACACUGGGAACAGGAAGAGAAAGAGGGAUGGUGGACAAACAGACAGGACGGGGAAGAUAGAAAGGAGCUCAUAUUAAAACGUACAAAACUUCUCUUUGUUCAUUUUAUGAACAGUUGUGCUCCUCCUGAGUCAAUUUAGCUUCCAUCAUCAGUGGGGCCAUGUGCCAUCUGUGUGCCCUUUAUAUGUUUCUUUACAGAUGCACCAGCGACCCAGUGUGCCAACUCAUCACAGGGGACUGUCAAGCCUGGCUGACGUCACCCAUCGAGCCUCUGUAAUCGAAAGAGACGCUAAUCCUGCUCCUCUCCAAAGCCUGGCAGUGGGGUGGGGUGGGACAGGGACGCAAAUUGAGAGAGACACGAGGAAGGAAGUUGGAUACGGGAGACAAAGGAGCGCAUGUAGGCUUUGGGCUAGCAGACGGACUCAGCACGGACCUGGACAAGUGAGACAGGUGCCUUCCAAACUGACAAAGGCAACCAGGCACGCAUCCACCUCCUGAUCCUCUGCUAAACUCCUGGGACACCUGAGGGUUUGGGACCCCCACUUCCAGACUUCGCCCUGGAGGCCAAAAGCCUCGAUGAGGGCUCUGCGGAGGGGGAAUGCUGUGGGAGCUGCACACCUCCUCCUGCACCCCCUCUCGAGUCACCUGUACUCACUGUGGAGGAGCCGGGCCUCACCACUGUGAAACUGUGUCAAGAUGGAGACGACAUCUGCCUGACUACAAGUGAGGGAGAGAUGGAGGAGAUGAGUGGUCAAGAUCCAAAAUGUGAAGACAUGGAAAGGAAGGACCAAAGACUGCCAUUCCAGAUCUUUCCUGACCCUGUUGAGGUUGUCCUGGGCCCAAAGACCACCUUGAACAGCCUGGACCACGACCAUGAGAAGGAGCGUCUACCCUCCAUCGUUGUGGAACCCACGGAGGUAAGCGAGGUGGAGAGCGGAGAGCUGCGCUGGCCUCCAGAGAACAUGGACAUGGAGGAAGACGAGGAGGACCUGUUCUUGGAGCAGUGCAUCCCCCCAGCCAACAUCGCAGACUGGGGAGAAGAGGAAGAGGAAGAGGAAGAGGAGACGUCAGUUAUACUGAACCAGCAGCCAGGCUUGACACUCAUUGACCUUCAGUCGGAUGCAUUUAGAGACGACACCCCCACGCUUCCACUGAGCAGCGCUCCGGCCCUCAACUGACUCUGAUGACUGAACAUCCUGACACUAAGUAUGGCAACAACUAUGACAAAACAUAGCAACCGGGAGUUUGACUGUAACAUAUGAUGCAAAGUGUGAACUGAAGUCCAUUGUUGAGGAAGAGGAGAAAACACAAGUAUCAAAAUAUGUUUUAGGUGUCAAACACUGAUAAACAGCUACGUGCCAACUGUGACAUUUAUAUCAGCGCGUACAAGAAGAGCCAUAUACAGACAUGUGUGCACACAUGGGAACAUGAACAAGGACACAAAUACACAAACACACAUUCUCAGACACGCACAAGUCAGCUUGCUGACAUUGGCGCCAGAUUUGAGCAACAUGGUGUCUUUUUUAAUUGUUAGGGACAAUUUUGCUGACAUUGUGACUUUUCAUUUCCCUUGUUAUUUCCAAAUUUUUAAGGGCUGAGUAAUGUCAUAGGGCUAAAAGAGAACAUCCUGCCAUGGCAACAAAUUUUCUUUAGUUCGUGCUUUGUUCAUUUUCUAUUCUUCAUCUCUGUCUCUGAUACAGGUAACUGUAUCUCUCUGAAUCGACUUGCUGAACUGAUGAAAACUGAUUACACCACCCACAUCUAGUUUUUUAAUUAUCUAAAUUUCUCAAUGAGGCAGCCAUAUCACACAUUAGAUGUCUUAUCUUGCAUUAUGUGAGUGACUAAUGCUGACUAAUGUUGUGAUCUUAAAAAAUCUGCAUUUUCCACAAGGUUACAGAAAUCACUGGUUAGAGGCUAUUUUCUUUUUUGGACAGGCUUGGACAUUCAGUUUGUAUGUCAUGCAUGUUGAACCAAAAAAAGGGGGGCAGCUCUAGUUGCUAACAGUUGUAGGCGCCAUUGAAAAUGGUAGGUGUGUAAUAAAACUCUAAUUUGUGUGUAGGCUGAUUUGUGAAUAUGAAAAAGUUGUUGCAUUGUGAAAUGAUUAUUAUGAAUUAUACAAUAAAGUAUUUUGUCCCACUAA